This is a messenger RNA of Girardinichthys multiradiatus, 2657 nucleotides long. It is a transcript of the gene rabggtb, whose product is annotated as Rab geranylgeranyltransferase subunit beta. Gene Ontology annotation, cellular component: Rab-protein geranylgeranyltransferase complex. The record is from RefSeq and is a predicted model, not a curated record. Gene Ontology annotation, biological process: protein geranylgeranylation. Lineage: Eukaryota; Metazoa; Chordata; Actinopteri; Cyprinodontiformes; Goodeidae. Gene Ontology annotation, molecular function: Rab geranylgeranyltransferase activity. The transcript is spliced from 9 exons. Bases 139 to 1134 code for a protein of 331 amino acids.
GAAUGGCUGACCCGUACUGCGGAACAGUAGGUGGCAGUGUUGCCCAAUUGGUCGCCAAGCGCCGUAAAACUUUAAGAAGAAGAAGAAGAAGAAAAGGAAGGUAGCCAAAUCAUGCAAGAUAGUCAAUAGUAUCCCACAAUGAGUGCUCAACUGAAAGAUGUCAUCAUCAAGCCUGACGCUUCCAGCUCUCUGCUGCUGGACAAACAUGCAGACUAUAUCGCUGCCUACGGCUCCAAGAAGGAUGACUACGAGUACACGCUGUCUGAGUACCUGAGGAUGAGCGGCAUCUACUGGGGGCUGACAGUGAUGGAUCUGAUGGGUCAGCUGCAGCGGAUGAACCAGCAGGAGAUCACAGACUUCAUUAAAGCCUGUCAGCAUGAGUGUGGAGGCAUCAGCGCCAGCAUUGGACACGACCCUCACCUGCUCUACACCCUCAGUGCUGUCCAGAUCUUGUGCCUGUAUGACAGCUUGGAUGCGAUCGAUGUGGACAAGGUGGUUGAAUACGUUAAAGGACUUCAGCGGGAGGACGGCUCCUUUGCAGGGGACAAAUGGGGAGAAAUUGACACACGGUUUUCUUUCUGUGCUGUUGCUACGCUGGCCUUGCUGGGAAAGAUGGACACGAUAAACGUCGACAAAGCCGUGGAGUUCGUCUUGUCUUGUAUGAAUUUCGAUGGAGGUUUUGGCUGCAGACCCGGUUCAGAGUCUCACGCUGGUCAGAUUUACUGCUGCACCGGUUUCCUGUCGCUCACCGGCCAGCUCCACCAGCUCAACGCGGACCUGCUGGGAUGGUGGCUCUGCGAGAGACAGCUGCCGUCUGGGGGCCUCAACGGAAGACCUGAGAAGCUUCCAGAUGUUUGCUACUCGUGGUGGGUCUUGGCGUCUCUGAAAAUCAUCGGCAGGAUUCACUGGAUCGACAAAGCCAAGCUGCGGCGCUUUAUUCUGGCCUGUCAGGAUGAGGAGACAGGAGGAUUUGCUGACAGACCAGGAGACAUGGUGGAUCCUUUCCACACUCUGUUCGGAGUCGCGGGCCUCUCUCUUCUCGGCGACAAGCAGGUCAAACCGGUGAAUCCCGUCUUGUGUAUGCCCGAGGAUGUCCUGCAGAGGAUCGGCCUGCAGCCUGACCUUCUCAGCUAGCCCUCUGGCUCGUCAUCAUGACAAACUCAAACGCUGCUGCCCCCCGUAAAGGCCCCGCAGCCUGAGUUAUAACCACUACCGCUGCACUCUGGAUGCAGACAGAGGACCACAACACUGCUAUGUAGAAGCCUCCACAUUAUCCGUGUUUCCAGGCUGCCUUAACCUGUUUAACAGAUUAUAGCAGCCUUCUUGUUGAAAUCCAGCAAUAUGAGUGUUUUGAAGAAACUUCUCAGAUGUUUAGACAUCAGAAAAUGACAUUUCUUCAUUACUUAACUUGUUUGGGACGUCUUUAGGAGGAACCCCUAGAAUUUUUACUCAUUUUCUCACAUUUACAACUACAAAUGUUUUGUAUUUUAUUGGGAUUUUAUGUGAUAGACCCAGACAAAGUGCUCCAUCAGUGUAAAGUAGAAAGAAGAGGUUGUAUUUUUACCAUAAAACAUAGUACAAAUAUAGAGAGCAUAUAUAUUCAUCCUUUCAUCAGCCUGGAGUUUAUUUAGGGGUCCACUUCACACUUCUUCACCACUUUGUGUUGGUCUGUCACAUAACAUCUGUAGCUUGUGGCUGUAAUGUAAAGAUAUGAUGAACAGUUUUAUUUUGUGGUGUACUGAAGGUUUUGGGUUCUCCUGAGCCACCGGUUAAAUGCAAAACCAAAAGGGUUUUGAAACUGAGGGUCUCUGAUUUGUCGUAAACGAACAGAUUUUGUUUUGCAGGAACAGAAAAACGUCAGAACAUUCAGUCCGUUGUAUGCAGUAAUGAAACGGCGUCUGUAUAUGAAAAUGAGAGCAUGAGCGUGGCAUUCAAGCGCUCCCAGCCCGCUGCGAUAAUGGUCCACACAGCUGGAGCGGAACCACAGGAGUCGCUACAAACACCGUUGUCUCCAUUACAACAACCUGAGGGAAGCUGUUCAGAUGGGGGUGGGGUGUUUUCUCAUUGUGACUGUAAAUCUUAUGCUAUGUUUAAUAGUCCAGCUACACUAUUUAUUAAAAUCUGUCACUCUGCAGGCAGCUGCGUUUGUUCGGCCUCCAAGGAAAUAUUUGCAGUCUGUCAACCGCGCGAUUCUGAACAGAUGACACCAAAUCUUUUUCAGAUUGGCUCCACAUUUGAUUCAGUAAAUCUCCACAUCUCUUACUGUCAGAAAAUGUUUAUUUGUUGUACGGUAACUGGUCAGCGGGUAUUGUUACAAAGCUUUAUGAACAAGCGUCAGUGUUCUAAUGCUGGGGUCCAGUCGGAAAGACUGAUGAGAGCUUCUAAUCGUGAUUGGCUGGGAAAUGAACACGGUGACUGGAGGAAUCAUUUAUGUUUACAAUGAUGGUUUUUAUCCUUUAACUAAUUAAAAUUACUUCAUUAAUCAGGUAUUUUGUUUCACACCUCUUUACUUCAUGCUUUGGAGACAUUUUGUGUGUUUAGGAUUUCAACAGUUUUGAAAUAGUUUUUAACAUUGGAUUUAAGUUUAAAGAACAUUUAAUAGCAGCAAUUUAACUCUGGUUUACUGAUUUCUGAUUGAUUAAAACGAUUUCAAGGUA